This is a messenger RNA of Emiliania huxleyi CCMP1516, 978 nucleotides long. RefSeq lists its product as hypothetical. The record is from RefSeq and is a predicted model, not a curated record. The transcript has a single exon. Bases 1 to 978 code for a protein of 325 amino acids. Lineage: Eukaryota; Haptophyta; Isochrysidales; Noelaerhabdaceae.
AUGUGGCUGCUCGCCCCGCUCUGUGCACCCGCCUGCGGCGGCCACUCGCAAGCGUUGGUCGUCUACGUGCCCACGACUCCUCCGUCCUGGGCGACGGCCGCGCCGAUACGAAUAUUCAUUCCAGGGAAUGGUACAUCAUCCGUGCCAACCCACGCCACGGGCAUUCCAGAUGAAGUCUUCAGGCGCGUGGUGCUUGGCAGCGGCGGCGGUCAGUGCUCGUCAUUUGCCAUCGAGCAGGUCAUCGGUGGCAGCGACACGGGAAGCGUGCUCUGGAGCGGGAGCGUCGUGCUGGCAGAGCUCAUCGGCGCCCGUGCGGCGACAUUUGGCAUCGUGCCCGGCUCGACGGCCAUAGAGCUGGGCGCGGGCCUCGGCCUCGUCUCGAUCGUCGCGAGCUGCCUCGGAGCGCGCGUGGUCGCCACUGAUGGCGACGAGUCCAUCCAGCCCGUGGCCAAGCGCAACGUCCUCCUCAACCAACGCCUACAAGACGUUGCCGGCAGCCAGAGCGGAUCGGAAUCAAACGAGGGCGGGCAGAGCGGAGCCGGAUCUGUCGACGUUAGGCAGCUGUGGUGGGGCGACGUGGCCGCCGCGCGAGCGCUGGGCUCCUUCGACACCGUCUUGGGCUCAGACCUGGUCUACGGCACCGAUGGGAUAGUCGGCCCCGUGGCUCGCGAGGCCUCGUUUGCGGCGCUGCUCUGCACGAUGUGGCUGCUAAGCCAUGAGAACACGACCCUCGUUCUGACCUACCGAGAGCGCAAGCCGAUCGAGGCGCGCUUCUUCACAAUGCUGUGGGAGCAGUUUGAGCCGGAUGUGGAGGGGGCGUCGGGAGAGGCGUGGCGAGGAGAGGCGUCGCCGAUCGCCGGUGUGCCUGAGUCUAGCAGCGUCCGGCUAUUCACGUUCCGCAGGCGGCGGCGCGAAACGGGGGGCGACACACCGCCGGCGCCGUAUUGUGCGGCGCUCGGGCGAGACGCGGUGGAGUAG